GCCUCCGGAUAAGAACAAAACAGAUAUUUACUGUUUUGCAGUUAGUUUUGAACACUUUUCUCUCUUCUUUUUUAUCCCCCAUUCUUUUCUUCUUUCUAUAUAAACCGCCUUGCUUCUUGCUUGUUCCGCUCAUCUCAUUGCCAUUUGUAAAUACACUUAGGUUUGUUUCCCCAGAGUUAUUUGGUUUUCUCUUCUCUUUCGAAAGGUUGGAUAAGGUUUCCAAAACAAUGAAUCAUGUUCUGCAUUUCAUGUUUGGAAUUUUUGGAAAUGCCACUGCUGCGUUCCUCUUCUUGUCUCCAACGAUUACAUUUUGGAGGGUCAUUAAAAGCAAGUCCACAGAGCAGUUCUCUGGAAUUCCCUACGUGAUGACCUUGCUCAACUGUCUCCUCUCCGCCUGGUAUGGCCUUCCCUUUGUAUCAGAAAACAACAUUCUGGUUGUUACAAUCAAUGGGGCAGGCUCCGGACUUGAGUUCAUUUAUGUGUUGAUCUUCAUCUACCAUGCACCAAAGAAGGAGAAGAUUAAAGUCCUUGCGCUCUUCGGUUUUGUACUCGCUGUUUUCUCUGCUGUGGCCCUGGUCUCUGUCUUGGCCCUGCAUGGUACCGGCAGAAAGGUCUUUUGCGGCGUUGUUGCUGCCGUUUUCUCUGUUGCCAUGUAUGCCUCACCUCUUUCAAUCAUGAGACUGGUGAUCAAAACUAAGAGCGUGGAGUUCAUGCCAUUCUUCUUGUCACUAUUUGUAUUCCUCUGUGGUACAUCAUGGUUUGUUUAUGGUAUUCUUGGUCGUGAUGCUUUUAUUGCUGUCCCGAAUGGUUUUGGGUGUACCCUGGGGACUAUGCAGCUCAUUCUUUACUCCAUCUACCACAAGAACAAGGGCUCUAAAGAAACAAAGAAGCCAACUGCAAACGGAACCGUUGAGAUGGGACCUGAGAAACCACCCCACCAAGAGAAGCAAGAAAAUAGCCAAGUCCCUCAAGAUGAACAAGUUUGAUUGGCCUGAACCGCCCCCCACAAUGUUCAAAGUCUUUGUUUCAAAUUUCACUUUCUUAGAUUUUCCCUUCCUUUAGUGUUGCACCCUCUAAUGAAAAAGUUAGAGUAGACCGUGAAUGAUUGCAUGAAAACAAGAGGAAAAAAAAAUAAAGGAUUGGUAAAAGUGAGUCCUUUAUGAUGUAUUUCUUUGGCUGGCUGUGGCCUUUGCACUGUCAAAAUUGACAAAUUCCUUGUAAGCGAUGCAACAAAACUUUGAAGCUGCCAAGAAAUACAUGAAUUUGGGAGAGCCCUGCAAUCUCCUUGACGUAACAAUUAGUGUGUUUUUUGUGCUCUAAAA
Messenger RNA from Theobroma cacao (cacao), 1322 nucleotides. RefSeq names its product Nodulin MtN3 family protein (gene SWEET1). Lineage: Eukaryota; Viridiplantae; Streptophyta; Magnoliopsida; Malvales; Malvaceae. Gene Ontology annotation, cellular component: membrane. Gene Ontology annotation, molecular function: sugar transmembrane transporter activity. The record is from RefSeq and is a predicted model, not a curated record. Gene Ontology annotation, biological process: carbohydrate transport.